Messenger RNA from Juglans microcarpa x Juglans regia, 2309 nucleotides. RefSeq lists its product as uncharacterized. The transcript is spliced from 4 exons. Gene Ontology annotation, cellular component: cytosol. Gene Ontology annotation, molecular function: NAD binding; hydroxypyruvate reductase [NAD(P)H] activity; glyoxylate reductase (NADPH) activity. The coding region runs from base 226 to 2130 and encodes 634 amino acids. NCBI's taxonomy places the organism in Eukaryota, Viridiplantae, Streptophyta, Magnoliopsida, Fagales, Juglandaceae. The record is from RefSeq and is a predicted model, not a curated record.
UUAUCGUCGGGAGCCGUCUCGUGCUAGCACGGCUCUAAAAAAAAGUUAUUACUACCCGGCCGCUGCUAAGCUCCAACAGUUAAGAGCUAAAUAAUGAUAAUAAACAAACAAAUAGAUAAAUAAUAUCACUUCCCCUCUAUGGUUUGGCGGACAAGUUUACAACGCACAAACAGUGAACCACCACCCUCGACCUUCAGCUAACCUGAAGCCCUAUCCCGAACCAUAAUGGAGUCCAUUGGCGUACUCAUGCUUUGCCCGAUGUCCGCCUACCUCGAGCAGGAGCUGCAGAGCCGCUUCAAUCUCUUUAAGCUCUGGACCGUCCCACAGAAGCCAGAGUUCCUCAAAGAACACGCAUCCUCCAUCCGCGCCGUCGUCGGCAACGCAGCUGCCGGAGCCGACGCCGAGCUCAUCAGCGCUCUGCCGAAGCUUGAGAUCGUCUCGAGCUUUAGUGUCGGAGUGGACAAGAUCGAUCUGGACAAGUGCAGACAGAAGGGGAUUAGGGUUACGUACACGCCGGACGUGCUGACCGAUGACGUGGCGGACCUUGCGAUCGGGCUGAUACUGGCGGUGCUGAGGACACUGUGUGCGAGCGAUCGUUACGUGAGGAGUGGGGCGUGGAAGAAGGGUGACUUCAGGUUGAAUACUAAGUUCACCGGCAAAACAGUUGGUAUUGUCGGUUUGGGAAGAAUUGGUAUGGCAGUUGCUAAGAGAGCUGAAGCAUUUAACUGCCCAAUCUCUUACCACACGAGAAGAGCAAAGCCAGACAUACAAUACACAUAUUAUCCAAGUGUUGUUGAGCUAGCCUCCAACUGUGAUAUUCUGGUUGUUGCAUGCCCUCUAAAUGAAGAAACCUGGCACAUCAUCAACCGUGAAGUCAUUGAUGCAUUGGGCCCGAAGGGUGUUCUCAUCAACAUCGGGAGGGGCCCUCACGUGGACGAACCCGAGCUGGUAUCUGCACUAGUUGAAGGCAGGCUAGGCGGGGCUGGUCUCGAUGUGUAUGAAAAGGAGCCUGAAGUACCUGAGGAACUGUUUGGGCUUGAAAACGUAGUCCUCCUGCCUCAUAUAGGAAGUGGCACAGUGGAAACCCGGACUGCCAUGGCUGACCUUGUGAUUGGAAACCUGGAGGCUCACUUUUUGAACAAACCCCUGUUAACCCCAUUGGUUCCCGACUCCUCCUCGUCCUCCUUCAUGGACUCCAUAGGCGUCCUCAUGACUUGCCCAAUGUCCGAUUACCUCGAACAAGAACUCCGAAAGCGCUUCAACCUCUUCAAACUCUGGGCUUAUUCCUCAAAGUCUGAUUUAUUGGACAAACACUCUAACUCCAUCCAAGCGCUUGUGGGAAACACCAAAAUGGGUGCCGACGCUGAACUCAUCGACUCAUUGCCCGAGUUGGAGAUCGUCUCGAGUUACAGUGUGGGGUUGGAUAAGAUUGAUCUGAGGAAAUGUGAGGAGAAAGGAAUCAGGGUAACCAAUACGCCCGACGUAUUGACCGAUGAUGUUGCCGAUUUGGCGAUUGGGUUGGUCCUGGCUGUUACGAGGAGGGUUUGUGAGUGUGACCGGUUUGUGAGGAGAGGGUUUUGGAAGAAAGGCGAUUUCGGAUUAGCUACCAAGUUCAGUGGUAAAUCAGUAGGAAUUGUUGGGUUGGGAAGGAUUGGUACAGCAAUUGCAAAGAGAGCCCAAGCAUUUGGCUGCCCUAUCAGUUACCACUCGAGAUCUGAGAAACCAGAAACAAAUUACAAGUACUACUCAAACAUCAUCGACUUGGCUGCCAAUUGUCAUAUUCUCAUUGUUGCUUGUGCUUUGACAGAAGAAACCCGACACAUCGUCAACCGUGAAGUUAUUGAUGCAUUGGGUCCAAAUGGCAUUCUCAUUAACAUUGGAAGAGGUCCAAUCAUCGAUGAAACUGAACUUGUGUCUGCACUCCUUGAAGGCCGGUUGGGUGGGGCUGGGCUCGAUGUGUUCGAUAAUGAGCCAGACGUUCCUGAACGGCUUUUUGGGCUUGAAAACGUAGUUCUUCUGCCUCAUGUGGGGAGUGACACUGUGGAAACCAGCGAGGCAAUGGCAGACCUUGUCAUAAAAAACUUAGAGGCACACUUUUUGAAGAAGCCACUGCUAACUCCAGUGAUUUGAUUUUGUUGAGAAGGUAUGUGGCAUGAAAUCUUGGAUAUCUUUCCACCAUUUAAUUAUUUAGAUUUACAUAAUUUCUAAACAUUAAUGUUUUGGUGAGCAUCUUUCCAAUAAAAGGAAAUCUAUUCAUGUAAACUUGAUAUAUUUAUGGAAUGGCAUUGUCCCUAGUCUUCAAUGGAAAA